UGUUGUCAAUGUAGAUUUUUUUUUCUUUUGAUCGAUAUACCCAUACCAACAUACAACACACACACACACACACACGCACUCAUCCAUUGUGUUACGUUUGCACCGUUUUUUUUUUUAAAUGCGUUUUGAUGAAAAUUUAAAUCUCAUAUAUACAAAGCGGAAAAGAAAAAUAUUCUUUUGGAUUUAUGUCCUAUGAUACAUUUGUUCAUCUGAUCGCCGGAGGACUUGGCGGUACAUUUGGUGCCAUUGCAACCUGUCCAUUAGAGGUGGUUAAAACUCGUCUACAAUCAUCUGUUGCUAAUUUUGAUAAUGAACCUAAUCUUGUUAAAAAUACAUCAUCAACGACAUCGACAUCCACAUCAUCAUCAUCAUCAUCAUCAUUUGCAAUUGGAAAGAAUCGUAUGACCAUAUGGAAUUGUAUCAAACAUAUAAUCAAUACUGAAGGUCCAAGUGCCAUAUUCAAAGGUCUUGGACCAAAUAUUGUUGGUGUAGCACCUUCUAGAGCAAUUUAUUUUUGUACUUAUUCACAAGUAAAAUCCUGGUGUAAUCAUCGAAUAACACCGGAUACGCCUUAUGUUCAUAUGAUAUCGGCUGCCAGUGGUGGAUUUGUAUCCUGUACAUUGACUAAUCCAAUUUGGUUCAUUAAAACACGAAUGCAAUUAGAUAAAAGUCUUCAAGGAAUGACUGCAUGGAGUUGCAUUAAAAAUGUUUACAAUCACAAUGGUAUAGCUGGUUUUUAUAAAGGAAUAACUGCCAGUUAUUUUGGAAUUAGUGAAACUAUUAUACAUUUUGUGAUUUAUGAAUUUAUUAAAUCAAAAUGGUUUCAUGUAAAUCAGAAUUCAUCAACAAUUAUGACCUCAUCAUCGCCAUCAUCAUCAAUGAAUUUUUCCAAAAAUGAUUUAACAUUAACUAAUAAUAAUAAUAAUAAUAAUAAUAAUAAUGCCGCUGUUUAUCAAUCAUCGAACGAACAAAUAAAUGGAUCACAAUUGGCAACUUUUUUUCGUUGUAUGGCUGCAGCAGCCAUUUCAAAAUCAUUUGCAUCAAUUAUUGCCUAUCCACAUGAAGUGGCAAGAACUCGUCUACGGGAAGAAGGUGAUCGAUAUAAAAAAUUUUUCCAAACAAUCAUUUUGGUAUAUAGAGAAGAAGGAAUUCGUAAAGGAAUUUAUCGUGGCCUUGCAACACAAUUGCUUCGACAAAUACCAAAUACGGCUGUAAUGAUGGGUACAUAUGAAUUGGCCGUAUAUUUUAUGAAAAAUCCACCAUUAUCAUUACGGAAUGAUUCAUCUAGUCUAGUAUAAAUUGAUUAUCGAUCGAUUGAUCACUAUACAUAAUAAAAUACAAAUCAAUAGAAAAA
Molecule: messenger RNA, 1354 nt
Organism: Dermatophagoides farinae (American house dust mite)
Lineage: Eukaryota; Metazoa; Arthropoda; Arachnida; Sarcoptiformes; Pyroglyphidae
Gene: Rim2
Product: replication in mitochondria 2
Biological process (GO): pyrimidine nucleotide import into mitochondrion
Cellular component (GO): mitochondrion
Molecular function (GO): pyrimidine nucleotide transmembrane transporter activity
Source: RefSeq, a predicted model, not a curated record